AUGAUGGGGCACUAUUCCUCCCACUGUGACACCAACGAUGGGACCCUAUUCCUUUCCCCCACUGACACCAACGAUUGGGCACUAUUCCUCCCCCCACUGACACCAACAAUGGGGCACUAUUCCUCCCCCCCACUGACACCAACGAUGGGGCACUAUUCCACCCCCCCACUGACACCAACGAUGGGGCACUAUUCCUCCCCCCCACUGACACUGCGAUGGGGCACUAUUCCUCCCCUCCACUGACACCAACCAGGGAGCACUAUUCCACCCCCCACUGACACCAAUGAUGGAGCACUAUUCCUCCCCC
Messenger RNA from Staurois parvus, 307 nucleotides. The record is from the annotation of a GenBank genome assembly. Lineage: Eukaryota; Metazoa; Chordata; Amphibia; Anura; Ranidae.